Messenger RNA from Plectropomus leopardus (leopard coralgrouper), 1371 nucleotides. The record is from RefSeq and is a predicted model, not a curated record. Lineage: Eukaryota; Metazoa; Chordata; Actinopteri; Perciformes; Serranidae.
AUGUGUCGAGCAGCUGACCCUCACAUCUGCUGCAGACUCCAGGUGACCUGGGAGCUGAUGCAAAACCCAGACCGCAGUUUAAAGAUGGAGCAUGUCUCGGCUCCAGCAGGGAAGUGCCUGCACACGUCGGGGCUCUGUGCCCGAGGGACGGCCCGGGCAGAAAAAGGGUUUGCUGGUUGGCAACAGCAGCAGAGGCGCAGCGCUGCCAGUGUGCAGAAGGCAGGGCGAACCAGGCUAAACCCUGCUGGCAGCGGGAUGAGUGGCCGGCUGGUGUCGGGCUGGAGCAGCAGCUGUCAGGCGUGUCUGCAGAAGCAGCUUUUCUUCAACAUGUCCGUCCUGCAGCCUGCGGAGCUGCUGUCUCUGGCUCGGCUGGAAAUCAAGUUCCACUGGAAGCCCAUCAGAUCGGCCGAGCUCCUGCAGGGGCCCCGGGCCCUCAGCGUGUCUCUGUAUAAAGUGAUUCGAGCCACGCUGAGGGGAGCCGAUCCCCAGGCUAACCGCAGACUCCUGCUGUCCCAGUCCGUCCAGCUGCAGCCAGAGACCGCCUCCAUCACCCUGGACCUCACCGCGCUGGCAGAGAGCUGGCGCAAACCGGGACGCAACUACGGUUUGGUUUUAGAGCUGCUGCCUCUCAGCGCAGAUCCACAAGAGCUGCUUCCUUUCCACCCGGGGAACGCCCUCCCUUUGGAACCAGCCUUCGCCGUGCCGCUGAUCCAGGCCUCGUUGGUCGCCGUGUCCCUCAACCCUCAUCAGUGUCGCUCCAGGCAGAGAAGAAGCGCCGUCCACCUCCCCGUGACGCCCAGCAACGUGUGCAAAGCCCGUCGCCUCUACAUAGACUUCAAAGACGUGGGCUGGCAGGACUGGAUCAUCGCCCCACAGGGCUACAUGGCCAACUACUGCCACGGCGAGUGCCCGUUCCCGCUCAGCGAGAGUCUGAACGGCACCAACCACGCAAUCCUGCAGACCCUGGUGCACUCCCUGGACCCGCUCGGCACGCCCCAACCCUGCUGCGUCCCCAUCCGCCUGUCCCCGAUCUCCAUGCUCUACUACGACAACAACGACAACGUGGUGCUGCGGCAUUACCAGGACAUGGUGGUGGACGAGUGCGGGUGUCGAUGAGGUCGGUGGACAGUUUGACUAUCGAAUAUCCGCCAUGUUUUCUUAAAGCUUUUUGGCUCAAAGUAUUAAAUUCUAGUGACCCAGUGCAUUUCUGAUUUUUUGAUCAGAUUAGUUUUUCUUUUCAAUGCGCCGGGUCUUUGCAGUCAAGAAUUUAACGUUUGUAUUUCUUUAUCAUUGUGCGACUUUAAACACAUCUUUUUUAAAAUGAAGGCUGAUGUUAAUAAAAUUGCAAUAAAGCCACGCUGGAGGACUGAA